UUGCGUCCAUUGACCACUCCAAACUUCUCACCGCAUGAAACACUAAAACAGAAUCUCAUGGCAGAUUUUGUUCCUCCUUUCCUACAAACACUAUCUUUCUUUCAAACCCUGAGCACAAAUAAAACCGCUUCAUCUCCGCGUGUGAACUCUGGGAAGUGUGUGUCUCUGUGCCUGUGUCCUGGUGUCCAAUGCGCGCGGCCGGUGAUGGUUUGGUCCAACGGGAGCACGAGCGACUGCUGCGGAUCUCCGGGGUAUCUCUCGGACUCCGAGCUGAACCUGAGCCCGACCGGACACUCGGUGGUGUCUGUGUGUCUCGGGCUCAUCGCCUCCUUCGGCUUUGUGAGCAAUCUUCUCGCGCUCGUGCUGUUCGGCCGCCACAAGGCGCUGCGCUCUCCCAUCAACCUGCUGCUCAUAAACAUCUCAGUGAGCGACUUGCUCGUGUGCGCGCUCGCCACACCGUUCAGCUUCGCCGCCAGCACGCGCGGACGCUGGCUGGCGGGACGCACCGCGUGCGUAUGGUACGGUUUCGCUAAUUCACUCUUCGGCAUCGUGUCGCUCAUGUCCCUGGCUGUGCUUUCCUAUGAACGCUACUGUACCAUGACGUGUCCUUCUGCGCCCGACGUCACCAACUACAGGAAGGUUGCAGCAGGAGUCAUUCUGUCCUGGGUCUACUCCCUCGUCUGGACUCUUCCACCGUUAUUCGGAUGGAGUCGCUACGGACCGGAGGGCCCUGGGACGACCUGCUCGGUGGACUGGAUGUCCAAGACAGCCAACAACAUCUCGUACAUCAUCUGUCUCUUUAUCUUCUGCCUCAUCCUCCCGUUCCUCGUCAUUGUUUACUCUUACGGGAAGCUGCUGCAUGCUGUCAAACAGGUGAGCCGCUUGAGGAAGUCCACCAGCCAAAAGCGGGAGCACCGCGUCCUCUUCAUGGUCAUCACAAUGGUGCUGUGCUACCUGCUCUGCUGGCUCCCAUACGGUAUCAUGGCCCUGGUGGCUACGUUCGGAGUUCCGGGUCUGGUGACAGCCGAGGCAAGCAUCGUGCCCUCCAUCCUGGCCAAGACCAGCACCGUAAUCAACCCCAUCAUCUACAUAUUCAUGAACAAGCAGUUCAACAGAUGCUUCCGAUCUUUACUCAAAUGUGAAACGCCCCAACAAAGCUCCGUUUUGAAGAGUUGGUCGAAAGCAAACAAACCCAAGAGAUGCCCCGACAACAACCUUGACCUCAUGGCUGGUUCAGGAGAUCACAGAUCAGCAGCAGUCAGUUCGUCCAAGAGCAACAAGCAGCCUCCGUCGACAGACUCGCCCGGACGUCCGGCGCUGUCCCUCGUGGCUCAUUACAACGGCUCGUUCUGA
Tachysurus vachellii is the source of this 1353-nucleotide messenger RNA. RefSeq names its product teleost multiple tissue opsin a (gene tmtopsa). Lineage: Eukaryota; Metazoa; Chordata; Actinopteri; Siluriformes; Bagridae. Gene Ontology annotation, biological process: G protein-coupled receptor signaling pathway. Gene Ontology annotation, molecular function: G protein-coupled receptor activity. The record is from RefSeq and is a predicted model, not a curated record. Gene Ontology annotation, cellular component: membrane; photoreceptor outer segment.